AUGGCAACAAACCAGAACAUCAGAGAUCUUCAAUGGCUUCUGCAGGCAAUCAAAGCCGAGAGUCUCAACCUGCACAGCAUCUCCUUCUACCUCUCUCAACCAACUUCUGUCUGUUACCAAGAAACCGAAAACUCCAUGAAUAUAAACAUUGCCAAAGACAGCCUUGUGUACUUGGCUCAAAUCCUCGCAGUUUUAGAAACAGCCAAAAACAUCAGAUCAUCCUUGCGGAACUUGGAGUUCCACCAGGUUGAAUGGAAGUCACAGCAAGUACAAAAUCUUGGAGUGUUACUCGAAAGUAACUCCAACAUUAAGCAACUUGUGUUUAUAAGAAACAGGUUCAAUACCAAAUGUUUGUCAGAGUUCUCGGAGAUUCUGAAGAAGAAUGGAGUACUCAAAGAAAUCAUGCUCUCUGAAUCAGGUAUUGGGUCAGUUGGAGCUAGCCUCCUUGCUUCAGCUCUUAAGGAAAAUGGCUCAUUGGAAGAGUUGCAGAUAUGGGAAGACUCAAUUGGAUCGAAGGGGGCAGAGGAGCUCUCGAAAAUGAUUGAAGUGAACUCGACAUUGAAGCUUUUGACAAUUUUCGACUCAAACUCAAUCACAGCAACCCCACUGAUUUCUGCAGUUUUAGCAAGGAACAGAUCCAUGGAAGUUCAUAUUUGGAGUGGAGAGCAUGGCGAGAAAAGUUGGAAGGUGGUUGAAUUUGUACCUGAGAACAGCACUCUCCGAAUUUAUCACCUUGAUGUUUCAGGCACUUGCAGGGUUGCUUGUGCUUUGGGAUGGAAUUCCACUGUAAGGACGCUUGAUAUGACAGGAGUCCGACUGAAAUCUCGGUGGGCUAAGGAGUUUCGAUGGGUUUUGGAACAGAACCACACCCUCAAAGAGGUUAAUUUGUCAAAGACAUGCCUAAAAGACAAGGGAGUAGUGUAUGUUGCGGCUGGUCUCUUCAAGAACCAGAGUUUGGAAAGCUUGUAUCUUCAUGGAAACUGGUUUGGAGGCAUAGGAACAGAACAUUUACUCUGCCCUUUGAGCAGGUUCUCUGCUCUACAAAGUCAAGCAAACAUAACUCUGAAGUCCGUAUCCUUUGGAGGGGGAAGAACUAAGAUUGGAAGAGAUGGGCUGGCAGCUAUUCUACAGAUGCUGACAAGCAAUCAAAGUGUAACCCGCCUCGGGAUAUAUGAUGAUGACAGUUUAAGGCCAGAAGAUGUCAUCAAAAUCUUCAGGAGCUUGGAGAGGAAUGCCACUUUGAAAUCAUUGUCUUUGCAGGGUUGCAAAGGAGUUGAUGGUGAGUUGGUUCUGCAAACAAUAAUGGAGACAUUACAGGUAAAUCCUUGGAUUGAGGACAUUGAUCUGAUAAGAACACCACUGCAAAAUUCUGGGAAGACGGAAGGAGUAUAUCAGAAAUUGGGUCAAAAUGGGAGGACCGAACCAGAACCAGAAACCGAUUUGCUCAAGGACAUGGCAAUGACAGUGCCCAAGAGCUGUAGAGUCUUCCUGUGUGGACAAGAAUAUGCUGGUAAAACCACGCUAUGCAAUUCCAUAGCCCAGAACUUUUCUUCUUCAACGCUACCUUACAUGGAUCAAGUAAGGACUUUAGUGAACCCAGUUGAGCAAGCUGUCAGAACAGUAGGAAUGAAGAUAAAACCUUUUAAAGAUGAAGACACAAAAAUUUCAAUAUGGAACCUUGCUGGUCAGCAAGAAUUCUACUCCCUUCAUGAUCUCAUGUUUCCAGGUCAUGGAAGUGCAUCGUUCUUCCUUAUUAUAUCAAGUUUGUUCAGGAAACCCGGCAACAGAGAACUGAAAACCUCCGCUGAGAUAGAAGAAGAUCUCCAGUAUUGGCUCAGGUUCAUAGUUUCCAACUCAAGAAGAGCUGCCCAACAGUGCCUGCUACCUAAUGUAACUGUUGUGCUCACACACUAUGACAAAAUCAAUCAACCAUCACAGAACUUGCAGGCUACUGUAAAUUCAAUUCAUAGACUGAGAGACAAGUUCCAAGGGUUUGUUGAAUUCUAUCCAACUGUAUUCACAGUCGAUGCAAGAUCGUCUGCAUCCGUGAAUAAACUCACCCAUCACCUUCGAAAGACAAGCAAGACAGUUCUCCAAAGAGUCCCUCGAGUUUAUGAGCUUUGCAAUAACCUGAUACAAGUUCUCUCUGACUGGAGAUCUGAGAACAGCAACAAGCCAGCAAUGAAGUUGAAAGAGUUUGGUGAGCUCUGCCAAGUUAAGGUUCCACCCUUAAGAAUACGAUCAAGACAUGAUAAUAAGGAGAAGGUAGAGAUGCGGAGGCGGGCCAUUGCUGUAUGUCUUCAUCAGAUGGGUGAGGUAAUUUAUUUCGACGAACCGGGGUUCUUGAUCUUAGAUUGUGAAUGGUUUUGCAGUGAAGUGCUUAGUCAACUAGUAAAAUUAGAUGUUAGAAAGCAGAGUUCAACUGAAGAUAAUGGAUUCAUAAGCAUUAAAGAGUUGGAGAAAAUUCUUAAAGGAAGUUUACAUAGCCAGAUACCCGGGAGAGGCUCAAAGGUUUUUGAUAACUUGGAGGCCAUUGAUCUUGUGAAGAUGAUGCUAAAAAUGGAACUGUGUUAUGAACAAGAUCCAUCAGAUCCAAAUUCACUGCUACUGAUCCCCUCCAUUCUAGAAGAAGGCAGGGGAAAACCACAGAGAUGGCAAUUAAGCACACCUGACUGUACUUAUGCAGGGAGACAUUUGGAGUGUGACGAUUCAAGCCACAUGUUCCUCACACCCGGAUUUUUUCCCCGAUUACAGGUGCAUCUCCACAACAAAUUCAUAGGGAUAAAGAAGCAACAUGGAGGAACAUACAGCCUUGAGAAAUACCUCAUCUCAAUAAAUAUCAAUGGCAUCCAUGUCAGAGUAGAGCUUGGAGGACAGUUGGGUUACUACAUUGAUGUGCUUGCUUGCUCCACAAAAAACCUAACAGAAACCCUUAGGCUCUUCCAGCAGCUCAUAAUCCCGGCAAUCCAAAGCCUUUGUCAUGGUGUCACGUUGACUGAAAACAUUCUCCGGCCAGAAUGUGUCAGAAAUCUCACACCUCCCAGAUACAGAGGAACACAAUCUGUGCAUCUGCAGCGAUUGAAACAGGCACUACUCUCAGUUCCUGCAGAGAGCAUGUAUGAAUAUCAGCACACUUGGGGUCCAGUAUUAGACUCUGGAAGACCUAUUUUAAGAGCUGGAUUUGAUUUUGCUCGAGACCUCCUAUCAGAUGAUGACUUCCGAGAAGUACUUCAUCGAAGGUAUCAUGACCUAUACAACCUUGCUGUCGAACUACAGGUUCCACUGGAAAACAACCCAGAUGGACAGGAUCAUCCUCCAUCUACCAGUGACGAAACUGACAGCAAAGUUGAACCAUCACUUGGUGGAAUUGCCAAGGGUGUUGAAGCAGUUUUGCAGAGACUUAAGAUCAUUGAACAAGAAAUCCGAGAUUUAAAACAGGAAAUUCAAGGGCUGAGAUAUUAUGAACAUAGACUUCUAAUGGAGCUGCAUCACAAAGUAAACUACCUGGUGAACUACAAUGUUGAGCUCGAAGAAAGAAAAGUACCCAACAUGUUCUAUUUUGUCAGAACUGAGAAUUACUCGAGGAGAUUGGUCACCACCAUGAUUUCCGGCAUGAAUGCACUCCGGCUGCACAUGUUAUGCGAAUAUCGGCGAGAAAUGCAUGUCGUUGAAGAUCAAGUUGGCUGCGAACUCAUGCAGGUUGAUAACACUGCAGUGAAGUGUUUGGCUCCAUAUAUGACGAAGUUCAUGAAAUUGCUAACAUUUGCUCUCAAAAUAGGAGCUCAUUUAGCAACUGGGAUGGGAGAAAUGAUACCAGAUUUGAGCAGGGAAGUUGCCCAUCUGGUUGAGUCUCCCUUACUAUAUGGGGCAGCAGGUGCAGCAGCUGCUGGGGCUGUGGGUGUUGCUUCAGUGGGACGGAUCGAUGGAAGGAGGAAUACAAGCAGGGGCUCACGGGACAUUCAGCAAGAUCUAAGAGCAGCACAGCAAUGGGUAGUCGAUUUUUUGAGGGACCGGAGAUGCUCAACGGGAAAAGAAAUUGCAGAGAAGUUUGGAUUAUGGAGAGUGAGAUACAGAGAUGACGGUCGCAUUGCAUGGAUUUGUAGAAGGCACAUGUACAGCAGAGCAAAUGAGAUAGCAGAAGUACCAAUUUAGGGCAGGGGUAGGAAGUAUUUCUAUUGUACUGUGGUCGGGUGAAAAGAAAGGCAUACAUCCACAUGAUACGGGUUUCAAGUAUCAUUACCCUUAUAUCAACAAAUCCCCAAGAACAAAAAAGCACCAUCCUUUUUUCUUUUCAAUCAUCAUUCCAUUGCAUCAGGUAACAGCAGAAGGG
Messenger RNA from Ilex paraguariensis (yerba mate), 4330 nucleotides. The record is from the annotation of a GenBank genome assembly. Lineage: Eukaryota; Viridiplantae; Streptophyta; Magnoliopsida; Aquifoliales; Aquifoliaceae.